Messenger RNA from Vigna umbellata (rice bean), 2696 nucleotides. The record is from RefSeq and is a predicted model, not a curated record. NCBI's taxonomy places the organism in Eukaryota, Viridiplantae, Streptophyta, Magnoliopsida, Fabales, Fabaceae.
UUCCCGUAUCAUUUUAACGGUCGCUUUAGCGGCGGAAACAGUGAAGAAACGCCGUUCCCAUUCCCUGCAUUAUUAUUUUCCCCCUGACAGUUAAAAAGCCAAGAAGGCGUGGUCACAUUGAAUGUGCGUCCAUACCGCGAAACCAACCGUCACCGGCGCUCCGGCAAUGUGGCCGGAAACCGAAUAAUCGCCGCCGUUCCUCAUCCAAUUCUGGCCACAAGUUGAACACAAGAUUCAACAAUGGCUCACGCCACAAAGCAAACGCAGAACACAAAGCAGAGGGUCCUCACGUGCUUGACGAAGCUCUCGGACCGCGAUACACAGGCUGCAGGAGCCACCGAACUCGAGUCCAUCGCUCGUAGCCUGGACCCGCACUCUGUUCCCGUCUUCCUCUCCUGCAUUCACUCCACCGACGCCUCCGACAAAACCCCUGUCCGCAAACAAUGUGUGCACAUCGUGGCAACGCUCUCCCACGCGCACGGCGACGCGCUCUCGCCUUUCCUCUCCAGAAUCCUAACCAACCUCGUGCGCCGCCUCCGCGAUCCCGACUCCUCCGUGCGGGCCGCCUGCGUCGACUCUGUCGGCGCGCUGUCGGCGCGUGUCACUCGGCAGCCGUUCUCCUCCUUCCUGAAGCCGCUGGCGGAGGCGCUCUUCACAGAGCAGGACCCCAACUCGCAGGCAACCGCCGCGCUCUGUCUCGCCUCCGCCGUCGACGGGGCUCCGGAUCCGGACCCCGCCAGGCUUGCCAGGCUGCUUCCGAGGUUUGAGAAGCUCCUCAAAAGUAAGGUGUUCAGGGCCAAACCCGCGCUGCUGGCGCUCGUCGGAAGUGUUGUGGAGGCGGGCGGGGCGUCGAGUCGCAGCUCCUUGAGGAAUUUGGUUCCCUGCCUUGUGGAGGCGCUUGGCAGCAUGGACUGGGCCACGAGGAAGGGCGCGGCGGAGGCGUUGAGGAGACUCGCCGUCGCAGAGAGGGACCUCUUGUCGGAGUUCAAGGGUGGAUGUUUCAGAGCGCUCGAGGAUCGGCGAUUUGAUAAGGUAAAGUUGGUUCGGGAAGUUGUGAAUCAGAUGUUGGAGGCGUGGAAGCAGAUUCCUGAUGUCUCGGAUGAGUUCUCUCCACCUCCUCAUUCUCAGUCUUCUGCUAAAGAGAAUGCAAGUGAUGGGCGCUAUCCUCCUGUCUCUCAAAAUUCAUGUAGUCCGGGUUCUGUUAUGAGUAAGUUGAGGAAGAAAUCAAGCCCAAUUAGCAAAUCAACUCCACCGGAUAGAUCUCUUGCCAGAAACGCUAAAAGGUUGAGUGCCUUAAGUGGUGACCGGAUGAAUUCGGGUGUUUUGCAGAAACUGAACCAUAACCAUUGGGAUGUUAGAAUUGCUGUGUCAAAUCUUCCUGAUCAUGGUGAAUGUCAGCCGAGGGAUGAAAAUGUAUUGGAAAGCAGCAAAAAGGAUAAAAGCAGAUUUUUCAAGUCAGAAACAAAACGGGCUCUAUUUGAGAAAAAUUCUGAUGACAAGAUGCAUAAAUUUGGUGGGUCGAAAGCUGGAUCUCGUGUGGUUCCUUGUUCAGAAGAGAAUCAAGACUCAGAUCUUGCCUGUAAUGUAGCGAAGGAUCUUCCUAGGAAUGAUAAAGAGAGUGAGGAAUUAUCUUCUAUUCGUGCCCAGUUAGUUCAAAUUGAGAAGCAGCAGUCAAAUCUGUUUGAUCUUCUACAGAAAUUCAUUGGGAGCUCUGAAAAUGGAAUGCGUUCUUUAGAGACUCGUGUGCAUGGCCUCGAGUUGGCAUUGGAUGAUAUAUCUUAUGAUUUGGCUGUAACUAGUGGAAGGAUAACUAAAUCUGAUGCUCCCAAGAAUACAUGCUGUCUGCUACCUGGUGCCGAAUUUUUAAGCUCCAAAUUCUGGAAGAAAACACAGAUCAGGUAUUCAUCCAACCGGUUCUCUAGAACUGGUAGCACUCCAUUACUAGCUUCCAGUAAUUACAGAGAUAAUAGGAACACAGAAUCUAGUACGGCAAGCCACAGGUUUAGGGUCCGUGGUGAUGGAAGUUUCAUCACAAAUCCCCUGGCAGAGAUUAAAAUUAAUUCAAGGGAAAUUUCGGGCUCUGCAAGAUCAGAGCUAGCUUGAAAAGCAGAUGUUUGCAGGGAACUUUCAUUUUUCUCAAUGUACAGCUAUAUCAUUUCCUCAAUGUACAAUCACCCUCCCGCUAUCCUUGGGUCUGAACAUCUUGUGAAGGUCUAGUUACUUCCUUUAGAACUGAGAUGCCAAAUUUAGAGGAAUCGCCAAUAUACAUCUUCUUGAUUCUCUUUGUCAAGUGGCACACCAUAACUACUUGUCAUUCGCCAUAAAAUGGCAGGAAUGCUGAAACUAAGUAAACAAGCUACAGAUUUAGGGUAUGUGAUGAUGGGGGCUUCAUCACUAAACCUCAGAUUAACAAAAACUCAGUGGGAUUUCUUUCCUUUCGAUAAGAAACUACUUAAAAAGUAGGUUUGCAUGCUUCGUGUACCAAUAUAUACCUCCAUAUACUAGACAAUCUCUAUGGCUUGGUAUUGGAAAGAAUCAUAAUUCAUGUCUCCUAUAGUCACAUGCUUGGUAAUUAAGAAAAAGCAUUUCACGGGAUAUGUAUAUGGAUCUCUUAUAAGGGAUUCUUUCCUUCUCAUGAAUGUUAUGCUUCAAAUCAUUCAAUAUUAGGAAGAGAAUUUAUGUCUAAUUUAUCUUCA